GGAGCUGCGGCUGCGCCUCCAGCACAGCGACUGCACCGACUUCGACGCCCAGCACGGCAAGCACAGCCAGCGCUCCUUCUGGGCGGCGCUGCGGCAGCGGCCCUCCCUUCUGCUCGUCACUGCGUUCGUGUUGAUGUUCCCUGUCCUCUUGCUGGUGGCUUCGGUGCGCCUCGCGUUCCGGGAGACGGACGACUUCGACCCCUCGUCUGAGAAGCAAGGCCUGCUGGGCAAGGCGCUGGACUGCUUCGCCGCGCAGAACACGUGGCGCGCGCUCCGCCGCCACCAGAAGUCCCAGAUCCACUGCAUCCAGGGCCUGCGCACCAUCAUCAUGCUCUGCGUCAUCAUCGGCCACAGGAUCACCUACUUGUUCGGCGGCCCGCUGCUCAACGCGAACUUCGUGGAGGCGGCCUACUCGCGCGUGGACAGGAUGCUGCUGUUGAACGGCACCGGCUUGGUGUCCACCUUCUUCGUCAUCAGCGGCUUCCUGGAGGCGCGGCUGCUCUUGAGGCACUACGCCGAGCACCGCCGCUUCAGCGUCGCGUUCCUGCUGCAGCAGUACGUCAGCCGGUACUUUAGGCUGCUACCCGCACUCGCCGUUGUGCUGGCCAUCCAGACGCAGUGGAUGCAGUACAUGGGCUCGGGGCCCGUCUGGGGCCAAGUGGCGGGCAGGGUGGUGCGGGACUGCCAGCAGUACUGGUGGACGCACCUCCUCUUCGUCAACAACUACGUCGGCCAGGGGUCCACUUGCAUGAUCCAGACCUGGUUCGCCGCCGCGCUCCUGCAGAUGUUCCUGUUGACGCCGCCGCUCAUGUGGCUGGUGAGCCGGUGGACGCAGCGCGCGCUGUGGCCGGGCUGCCUGCUGCUGGGGCUGCUGCUGGCCGCCAGCGCCGUCGUGCUCUACGCCACCACCGUGCACCUGGGGCUGGCGCCCACCUAUUUGUCGUAUCCCCGGAUGCUGCUGCGACAGGGCUUCGCCACCAACCCCACGUUCGUGUACCAGUACGUGCUCGCACACACCAACGCCCUGCCCUACGUGGUGGGCCUAUUGGCGGGCACCCUGUUGUAUCUGGCCGACCUUCGGGCAUGGCGGCCUUCCGAGCGGGUGGCGACCCGGCUGUGGCUGGGGAUCCCCCUCGGCCUGCUGCUCCUGGGUGGCACCAUCGUCUCUGCAUUCGCCUUCGUGCGGCCCUCGUUCGAGGCCCGGCCGCUGCUGGACGCGGCCUACGGCCCCGCGCGGCUGCUGGGGUUCUCGCUGCCCGCCGCCUGGAUCAUCUUCACCAGCGCCAUGGGCUAUGGAGGCGUGUUCGACAGCGUCUUGUCGUGGUCGCCAUUGGUGGCGCUGGGCCGCCUGUCCUUCUCGGCGUACUUGGCGCACCUCACCAUCAUCAUCGUGUCUGUGGGCUCCACGCGCCAGCCGGUCUACCUCAGCGACUACACCGUGGUCAGUCAAGGCGUGGCCGAUGUCGUCCUCUCCUACGUGGCAGGCCUGGCGCUGUACUUCUGCGUCGAGGCCCCCAUGAUGAACCUGCAGGCCAUCGUCUUCGCCCGGCUAAACAGUGCGACGGCCUCCACCACCGAGAAGGCCUCGCGGGACGAGCCGGCGAGGGGGAAGGCCCCCGGAGAAGCCCAGGACGCCGACGAAGUGCACGAGGACGCGGCCACCAGGACCUCGACGAGCACCUGAAGCGUCGCUGCAAACCAAGUUCCUAUCACGUGUAAACUCCUCGUUCCUAAAAAAAACAGCUGUUAUCACAUGAGCAGGCAAAAAUUCCUACGAUGCGCCAGUGUCAAAGGGGUUGCCAACCUCAGCCUGCCCACUGGGCCACGGGCACAUAAUCGGCAAAGUUACCAAGGCUGUGGUUGGCCCUUUCAACACUAAUGCAUCGUGGAGUUUUCUUUUUUGCCUGCUCAGGUGUCAGCACUGCUACAAAAUGCGCCAAAAUAAAGA
Molecule: messenger RNA, 1948 nt
Organism: Thrips palmi
Lineage: Eukaryota; Metazoa; Arthropoda; Insecta; Thysanoptera; Thripidae
Product: nose resistant to fluoxetine protein 6-like
Exons: 11
Coding region: 134-1684 (516 amino acids)
Molecular function (GO): acyltransferase activity, transferring groups other than amino-acyl groups
Source: RefSeq, a predicted model, not a curated record